UUUGUCCGCCAUAUUUUAGAACGAGAAGGUAGCUUUUGGUCGAAAAUGCCGGAUUAUUUAGGAAAAGAUCAAAGAAAAACCAAGAAUGACGAUGACAAAGAGGAGAAACCAAUUCAAGCACUCGAUGAAGGAGAUAUCGAAAUUCUAAAGACUUAUGGUGCUGGAUUGUACAGCAGGUCAAUAAAAAAGGUUGAAGAGGGUAUACAAGGAACAUUAAAGAAAGUCAAUGAAUUGACAGGUAUUAAAGAAUCUGAUACUGGCCUUGCUCCUCCUGCUUUGUGGGAUUUGGCAGCAGAUAAACAAACUCUCCAAGGAGAACAACCCUUGCAGGUUGCAAGAUGUACAAAGAUAAUCAAUGCAGAUACAGAUGAUGCCAAAUAUGUGAUUAAUGUCAAACAGUUUGCCAAGUUUGUUGUUGAUCUAGGUGAUCAAGUUGCUCCCACAGAUAUUGAAGAAGGAAUGAGAGUUGGGGUUGACAGAAACAAGUACCAAAUUCACAUACCUCUGCCACCAAAGAUUGACCCAACAGUGACUAUGAUGCAGGUUGAAGAGAAGCCAGAUGUGACUUACUCAGAUGUGGGAGGGUGCAAAGAACAGAUUGAAAAGCUUAGAGAAGUUGUAGAAACUCCACUUCUGCAUCCUGAACGGUUUGUUAAUCUAGGUAUUGAACCACCCAAAGGGGUUCUCUUGUUUGGUCCUCCUGGAACAGGGAAAACAUUGUGUGCCAGGGCUGUGGCCAACAGGACUGAUGCUUGUUUUAUCAGAGUAAUUGGAUCAGAACUGGUACAGAAAUAUGUGGGAGAGGGAGCAAGAAUGGUGCGUGAGCUGUUUGAAAUGGCAAGAACUAAGAAAGCAUGCAUUAUUUUCUUUGAUGAAAUUGAUGCUAUUGGAGGAACUCGUUUUGAUGAUGGUGCUGGUGGUGAUAAUGAGGUUCAACGAACAAUGUUGGAGCUUAUAAACCAGCUGGAUGGAUUUGAUCCCAGAGGAAACAUCAAAGUUCUCAUGGCAACAAAUCGACCUGACACACUUGAUCCUGCUUUAACCAGACCAGGAAGACUGGACAGAAAAAUAGAAUUUAGUCUUCCAGAUUUGGAGGGACGAGCUCAUAUAUUUAAAAUCCAUGCCCGAUCCAUGAGUGUAGAACGUGACAUUCGCUAUGAAUUACUGGCAAGAUUGUGCCCAAAUACCACAGGUGCUGAAAUUCGCAGUGUUUGUACAGAAGCAGGCAUGUUCGCAAUUCGUUCAAGGAGAAAAGUUGCUACAGAAAAGGAUUUCCUCGAGGCUGUGAAUAAAGUCAUCAAGGCUUACGCCAAGUUCAGUGCCACACCACGCUAUAUGACUUACAAUUAGAAAAGAAGAAAACUGAGAAGAAACCAGCUAAAAAAAUUUACAUCAAUGUUAGUCUCUAGUGAAGAUAUUAGCCGAUUUCUCUCUCUCCACUCAGUGGAGCAUUUUUGCAAACUGAAUGUCAUGUAGAGCUUUGUAAAGUUUAUGUUUUGUUGUAAGGAGCUAGGAGAAUUGUAUAUGUCACGCUCACUGUAUGCGUUUGGUAAAUAAAGUGCAAAUGAACCAUAUAAAA
Pocillopora verrucosa is the source of this 1579-nucleotide messenger RNA. Its product is annotated as 26S proteasome regulatory subunit 7. Gene Ontology annotation, molecular function: ATP binding; ATP hydrolysis activity; proteasome-activating activity. Gene Ontology annotation, biological process: proteasome-mediated ubiquitin-dependent protein catabolic process. Lineage: Eukaryota; Metazoa; Cnidaria; Anthozoa; Scleractinia; Pocilloporidae. Gene Ontology annotation, cellular component: proteasome regulatory particle, base subcomplex. The record is from RefSeq and is a predicted model, not a curated record.